GAUUUAAGAUCAGCAGCACAACCCUAUGCACACAAGCUGUGAAACAGUCUCGUUGACUUCAGUGCUUUUUAGUUCCAGGUAAGUGGGUGCAGGGGGACGCGGGUGGCGCUGUGGGUUAAACCACAGAGCCUAGGACUUGUCGAUCAGAAGAUCUGUGGUUCAAAUCCUUGCAAUGGGGUGAGCUCCCGUUGUUUGGUCCCUGCUCCUGCCAACCUAGCAGUUCAAAAGCACAUCAAAGUGCAAGUAGAUAAAUAGGUACAGCUCUGGCGGGAAGGUAAACGGUGUUUCUGUGCGCUGCUCUGGUUUGCCAGAAGCGGCUUAGUCCUGCUGGCCACAUGACCCGGAAGCUGUACGCCGGCUCCCUUGGCCAAUAAAGCAAGAUGAGUGCCGCAACCCCAGAGUUGGCCACAACUGAACCUAAUGGCCAGGGGUCCCUUUACCUUUACCUUGUGUUAGCAAGUUCCUUUACUGAGCAAAGUUUGCAUUCCCCUUUUAAACGCCUAAUGGUCAGGGGUCCCUUUACCUUUAAGUGGGUGCAGGACUGAAGGCAAAAUUCUCGAACUGAAUCUCCUCUGCCUUUUUGGAGUGCAGCCUCCUCAGGGCAGAGACCUGCCUUGCGGUGCAACUCUAAACAAGCUUGUUGUUGUUUAGUCAUUUAGUCGUGUCCGCCUCUUCGUGACCCCAUGGUCCAGAGCACGCCAGGCACUCCUGUCUUCCACUGCCUCCCGCAGUUUGGUCAAACUCAUGCUGGUAACUUCAAGAACACUGUCCCACCAUCUCAUCCUCCGUCGUCCCCUUCUCCUUGUGCCCUCCAUCUUUCCCAACAUCAGGGUCUUUUCCAGGGAGUCUUCUCUUCUCAUGAGGUGGCCAAAGUAAACAAGCUUAUACGGAAGGAAUUCCCACAGAGCUCAGUGAGACUUGCUCCCAUGUAGGUGGAUAUAGGAUCUGAAUUUUCUUCCUAUAGCCUGGAACACUUUUCAAAAUAAUUGUUAGGGCAGGAUGCAGUCGUAAUUUAAGGACUUUUAAAAAACAACAACCACAGGUUUCAUUGAGAAAGACUGGUUUGUGGUUAACUCCACUGAAACCUACGAAACUUCAAAACAGAGGCAGCUCCCCUGUGGCCUCCCAGGUGUUGCUGGACUACAGCUCCCAUAAUUCCUGGUCACCAGCCGUGUUUGUUGGGCUUAGGAGUGUGCAGAAUGGAAGAGAGAGGCAGCAGCUUCGGAAACAAGAUUGAGCAGGUGGAAAAGAGACUGUAGGAGUUGCAUUUUUGGGGGGAAAUGGGAAGGUCUGAUGGGGGGAAGCAGAGGCUGGCGAGUGGAACUACCAAAUGCAGAGCCUCUCCAUGUACUAUAAUGUCUGUUUGCUUUUAAUCUACACUUACAGUCUUUAAAAUGGUGUAAAAAAAACAACGUUGAGACCUCUGUGGUGUAAGCAGGCAAGUAAUAAUGUUAAUGCACCUGACCAGGAUUUUUAUUUAUCAGAAAAUAAAAUAAAAUAAAUGUGCAUGCUGCUUAAUUGCAAAUAGAAGAAGAAGAAGAGUAGUUUGGAUUUGAUAUCCCGCCUUUCACUCCCUUUUUUAAGGAGUCUCAAAGCGGCUAACAUUCUCCUUUCCCUUCCUCCCCCACAACAAACACUCUGUGAGGUGAGUGAGGCUGAGAGACUUCAGAGAAGUGUGACUGGCCCAAGGUCACCCAGCAGCUGCAUGUGGAGGAGCGGAGACGCGAACCCAGUUCCCCAGAUUACGAGACUACCGCUCUUAACCACUACACCACACUGGCGUAGUUUGAAUAAAACUUCAAAGUGGUUUGCAAAGGGUGGCAGUCAACUAAGAUUUAUGUAUUUAUUUUAUUGCAAUUCCAUCCCGCUUUUUUCUCCAAGGAGCUCAAGUUAGUGUCUGUGGUUCUCUUAACCUCCUCAUCUGACCCCCACAGCAACCUUGUGAGGCAGUUUAGGCUUAGGAAGCAGUGACUGGCCCAAGAUGACCCAGCGAGUUUCACGACUAAGCAAGGCGAUUUGAACCCUGGUCUCUUCCAGGUCCUAGUCUGACACACUGCACCCUGCUUGACUUACUCAGAGUAGACCCACUGAAAUUACUGGGCCUAACUUAGUCAUGUUCAUUUAGCUGUGAUUCCUGCGUUGCAGGGGCGGGGUGGACUAGAUGUCCUUUGGGGUGUCCCUUACAAGGGUGCUACAACCUACUUCAUGCAAUUAAUUCCUGUGGGUCUACUGUGAGUAAAACACCCCCAAAGAACAUAAAACAUGCAUUGAAAUGAUCCAAGUUUUAAAAAAUAGGGGAGGAAAUGUAAAUUAUAAGCUAAAAUAACCGAUUAAAAUAGAAUAAACUUGACUUGAAACAUGAAAUUGAUUACGGUCAGAGACCAGCUUGAGAAACAGGAAUGGAACUGCAAUCCCAAUAGCAAAACAAACAUUUAAAGCAAUAUACAACAAUGGAUUUUAAUGGGUGGGUGGGUUUGCUUGAGCAGAAAGCUCUUUGGCAGGUGCCAAACCCUCUGCUUAGCAUCAAUUGGCAGGGAGUUCCAAAGGGCAGGAUCUGCCACUCUGCACUCUGCGGAUCAGCCUGGGCAGAAGAGAGGGAUUAAUAGCUCCCGGCAGCCAUAAUAUAUCCAGCUGAGCUGGCUUAGCCACUUCAUCAAAUAUCAAUAGUGCCUUUGGGGCGGACAGAGGCCAAUCUUGGUGCUUCCGAGGCUCCAGUUUCAAGGCGGAGCUUCUGGAAGAUACUCAAGGAUUUCUAAAGAACCUGCCUGAGCAGAAACCAGCCUCAGCAUAUCCCGGUCCAUGUCUUGAGCACGCAAAUGGUCUCGCACCUUGGCAGGUUCUGUUGGGUUGGGAUAAAUGAGGAAAGGCACUGGGUCCAGCAUGCCCUGGGACCUUUUCCUGCUGUGAGGGCUAGAGCAGAAGGAGGUCACCAUUGUUCUCCUAGGAAAGUGAAGUUGGAGAUCUGCUUCCAUCACUGAAGGUAGGUGGAAUCAAAGACAUGGGCUUCUCCACCCAGCUGAGCCUCCUGUUAUGCAGCCAGGUCUGCAUUUUGUGCAUAGGUAAAGGUGAAGGGACCCCUGACCAUUAGAUCCAGUCGUGACCGACUCUGGGGUUGCAGCGCUCACCUCGCUUUAUUGGCUGAGGGAGCCGGUGUACAGCUUCCGGGACAUGUGGCCAGCAUGACUAAGCUGCUUCUGGCGAACCAGAGCAGCGCACGGAAACGCCAUUUACCUUCCCACCGGUGUGGUACCUAUUUAUCUACUUGCACUUUGAUAUGCUUUCGAACUGCUAGGUUGGCAGGAGCAGGGACCGAGCAAAGGGAGCUCACCCCGUCACGGGGAUUCGAACCGCCGACCUUCUGAUCAGCAAGCCCUAGGCUCUGUGGUUUAACCCACAGCACCACCUGCGUCGCAUUUUUCGCAUAGCGCAUGGUUAAAAGCAAUGACUUGCCUCCAGCUAAGUCUGACUUGGAGUAGACCCACAGAAAUUAAUGGCACUAAGUAAGUGGUGUAUGUUGGCAUCCGUCCGUCUGGGGAGAUGAUGGAGGAAUGCUCUGUUGUGGAUGACGUCAAACCGUUAGAGUUACAGCGCCUGCUGUGGCUGUAGAGACGGAUAAGGGAGAGACAUGUUUUGUUGCAGCUGGGGCAGAUGGUUGUGUUGAUACAGAUAGAAUCUCAGAGCUGGAAGAGACCCCCAAGGCUCAUGUAGUCUGACCCCCCAGCAAUGCAGGAACCGAAUAUGCAAUGAGGUUGAGGGAAUGUUCUUUCACAUGUGGUGGGCUUGUAAAAGGGUAAAAGCGUAUUGGGAAAUAAUCUAUAAUGAAUUGGAAAAAUGUUUAAAAGUACUUCCCCCCCCCAAAAAAAAACAGAGUCCAGGUGGAAAUUCCCAGGUGUCAAAAAAGGUUAUUUAUGUAUGCCACUACUGCGGCCCGUGUUUUGUUAGCCCCAAAAUGGAAAACGAGCAAAGUCCCAACCAAAGAAGAAUGGCAACUUAAGUUGAUGGAAUAUGUGCAGCUUGCAGACUUAACAUAUAGAAUAAGAGAACGAGAAGAACAUACGUUUAGAGCAGAUUAGAAAACGUUUAUUGAAUACAUGGGGGGGAAUUGUGUGCACUUGAAAACGGCAGCAUUAAGAUCGACAGUGCAAAUAAGUUUUGAUGGCUGUAAUAAUGGAAUACUGUUUGGUAGAGUUUUUGUAAAAUAUGCAGGGAUUUAUGAUAUGCAAAAUGAACCAUGGAAAGGGAAGAAGGAAAGUCAUUGAUAUCUUAAGGAUGUUUAAAUGAGUAUUUUAAAUUUUAAAACAGAAAAUUUAAUUAUAUAUAUAUAGAUAUAUAUAUAGAUAUAUAUCUAGCAAUGCAGGAACCGCAGCUGAAGAAACCCCGACAGAUGGUCAUUUGUUACUCUCAAUGGGUCUACUCUGAUUCGGGCUAGCACUGGUACAGCCCUCUGGAAGAUGCUGCUAAUCUUGUUCCCUGCAGCUCCACUUACAGUCUUUGGGUGAAUCACGCAUCCUGCACUUUGAGUCCGUGUGGUUUUCUUGCGCAACGCUUCCAGGUUUCCGAGAGUCAAAGUCUGAGGGUGGGAGGCCAAGAGGACAUUUGAGGUAUUUGAGUAGCCUACCCAAGCAUUUGACUUGUAUUGGAAUGUGCUGUUUUAUUUCGCAAUGUACUGUAUAUGUUUUUAAAAACUGCUGGUUUUAUGAUGAGGUUUAUCUUAAGCAAACUUGUUUUCAACAUCUCAUUUUGCAGCAGUAGAACGAGCGUUAUGUGCUUCUUGAAAGAGUAGAGGUGGCCCCAAGUCCUUACGGUCUUUAUCAACCCAUUUUGAUUGAGUGAGUUUAUUUAAGACAUUUUUUCCCACUGUACUACAUAAUCAUUAACAUUUCUAAGCAGUUUUUAGCACUGCAAGGUUUCUCAGACAAGGAGACCACGAGGCGAUUGGAGCGCUGCGUCCAUCCUUCUCCAUUUUUUCUUUCUUUUAAGAAAUUAGCAAUCCAACCAAACUCACAGCCUUGGGCAGCAAGGGCAUGGAGACCCAUGGGAGCAGCAGGACAUUGGGGCAUUCCUCCGCUCUCUGGGGGGAUUGUAUGGGGGGAAGAUGGGUACCCAAAGUGCUGGCUUUAAACUGGGUCUGGACACAAGCAGGCAGCCGGCGUCAUUGGCACAGAACUGGUGUCCCGUGUUCUGAAUGCCUGGCCCCUGCCAGGAUUCUCGCUGCCAUAUUCAACUUGGAAGAUUUUGCUGGAGAAACCUCGCCACAUAAGAGCCAGGAGGCAGCGUGGUGUGGUGGUUAGAGUGUUGGACUAAGACCUGGGAGACCAGGGUUUGAAUCCCCACUCGUUCGCGAGUCUUGAGCCAGUCGCUGCAUCUUAGCCUAACCUACCUCACAGGGUCGCUGUGAGGAGAAAAUGGGGAGAAGAAAUAUGUAUGCCACUUUGAGCUUCUUGGGGGAACGGUGGGGUAUAAAUGUAAAAAUAAAUGAAUGAGUAACAUGAGACCAGGCAGUGGCCUAUCUACUCAUAGAGCCAUAGAACUGGGAAGUUGGAAGGGAUCCCAAGGAACAUCUGAUAAUAAUAAUAAUAAUAAUAAUAAUAAUAAUAAUAAUAAUAAUAGUAAUAUUUCUGUACUGCCCUAGACCCAUGGGUCUCAGGGCAGUUCACAAGCCAAAACCCACAAUAUGAAAACAGAAAUACAUAAUCAAAAUAUAAACAGAACCAGCUGAAUAACAGCCCCCCAAAACACAUUAAAAAACUAUUAUUAUUUUUAAAAAACAACAAUGCACAAUUAAAAAGCACUUUAAAAGAAUGUGAACAGUACUCUCUGCUGGGCAGCAGCAGCCCUUUUGUAGUCUAGACCAUCUAUGUAUUCCAACAUGGAAACCAGAGACAGAGGUUAUGCGCUUCUUAUUACAGGGGAGAGACCAGGAGCUCACCAAGACUGUAGCUAAGCUCCUCUGUUUGAUUUUUUUGUCGCCGAAGUAUGCUACAGGAUCCUGCCCUUCCUGGAAACCCACAGAGAUGAGGCGGAUCGCUCGCCUCUUCUGCCCUUUGGCGGGUGACUGUGCCGUUGGGGUCUCACUGGCCUGUCUAUUCUGAAUGUAUUCUGAAUGUUCUUAUGCGAUGCCAAUAAAGGUUAUUUGACUUGACUUUGGCUGGACUUAACCGUCCAGGGAUCCUUUUUACAUGGCUUCAGCUUCAAGCCUUCCCAGAUGGUCACCUGGGAGGAACUGCAACCCCUCCUCUGACCCGUCUCUCUUCUCCAGCAGGUACACCACCGAGGAGCAAGAUGGCUGUGCUCACCCACGUGCUGGCUUGCAUCUUUGGGAUCGGCUCCUGGAUGUCCAUCAACGGCGUGUGGGUCGAGCUCCCGGUGCUGGUGAACGUUCUGCCCGAGGCCUGGUACCUACCUUCCUAUCUAAUCAUCAUCAUCCAGCUGGCCAACGUGGGCCCUCUCUUCAUCACCCUCAUGCACAAGUGGAAGCCGGGCUUGCUGAGCGAGGUCCUCGUCAUCUGCAUCGUGGUCUCCACCGGAGUCGUGGCCUGCUUCCUCCUGGCCUUCCUGUGGCACUACACCAUGGAAUUCGGUGGGGCUCGCCACAGCGUGGCCUUCUUCAUCUUGACUUUCUGCCUCUCGCUGGUGGACUGCACCUCCUCCGUCACCUUCCUGCCUUUCAUGGCUCGCUUCCACCCUCGAUACAUCACCUCCUACUUCAUCGGGGAAGGUCUCAGCGGGCUGGUCCCUGCUCUCUUCGCUCUGGCGCAGGGAGCAGGGAUCUCCAGCUGCGUCGAGGUUGCCAUCCCAAGCAACCACACUCACAGAAGCAACGCCACCUUGGGCAACGUGAGCGCGGGCGACCCCAUCCCUUUCCGCCUAGAGACCCGCUACUCCCCCGCCAACUUCUCCAGCCUGGUCUUCUUCCUCAUCCUGUCCGGCCUGAUGUUCUCCUGCCUCGUGGCUUUCUUCUUCCUCAACCGCCUGCCCAGGGUGUGGGAUCUUUCGGAGCAGAAACUCUGCGCCAGCGAGAUCACCCUCCACUCCAUCCGGAAGAUCCCUGCGGAUGGAGGGCUGAAAGAAGGGUUCACUAACUUCCCUGUGGAGGGAAAGGCAGAAAGUUGUUCCAAAGAAGAUGAAGAAGGAGCUCCAGAGAAGGUUGUCUACUCCUGGACCACGUUGGCCUUCAUGUAUGUCCUCAUCACUUGGUGCAGCUCCCUCAUGUAUGGCAUCCUGCCCUCAGUGCAGAGCUACUCCUGCUUGCCCUACAGCAACUUAGCCUACCACCUCUCCACCACCCUGGGUGCCAUGGCUGUCCCUCUUGCCUGCAGCAUCUCUACGUUCCUGCCCAGCAGGUAGGUACCCACCCCCCUUGGCAAGAAUUCUUGAGUUCUCCAAGCUCUGGGAUUGAUUCUGCUUCACGAGUAUGUCUUGCUUUGGCCACCGCCCCCUUAAAGAAGGCUCGAGAUGCAACUCGCAAUGAGAAAAGGUUGCAUUUCAUAGAAUCAUUGGGUUGUAGAGUUGGAAGGGACCCCUCCCAGUCAUCUAGUCCAGCCCCCUGCAAUGCAGGAAUCCCAACCAAAGCAUACCUGAAGGAGCGUCUCCACCCCCAUUGUUCUGCCCGGACACUGAGAUCCAGCGCCGAGGGCCUUCUGGCAGUUCCCUCCCUGCGAGAAGCCAAGUUACAGGGAACCAGGCAGAGGGCCUUCUCGGUGGUGGCACCCGCCCUGUGGAACACCCUCCCACCAGAUGUCAAGGAGAAGAACAACUACCAGACUUUUAGAAGACAUCUGAAGGCAGCCCUGUUUUGGGAAGCUUUUAAUGUUUGACAGACUAUUGUAUUUUAAUAUUUUGUUGGACGCUGCUCAGAGUGGCUGGGGAAACCCAGCCAGAUGGGUGGGGUUAUAUUAUUAUUAUCCAUGACAGAUGGCCAUCCAACCUCUGCUUAAAAACCUCCAAGGAAGGAGAGUCCACCAUCUCCCAUGGGAGACUGUUCCACUGUCCAACAGCUCUAACCAUCAGACAGUUCUUUGUAAUGUUUAGUUGGAAUCUCCUUCCUUAUAAUUUUAAUCCACUGGUUCAGGGCCUACCCCCCAGAGCAGCAGAAAACAAGCUCGUUCCAUCUUCCAUGUGACAGCCCUUGAGAUAUUUGAAGAUGGCUAUUCUAUCUUCUCUCAGUCUCCUCUUUUCCAGGCUAAACAUACCCAGCUCCCUCAACCGUUCCUCAUCAAGCUUGAUUUCCAGACCCUUGGCCAUCUCAGUCGCCCUCCUCUGCACUCCUUCCAGCUUGUCAACAUCCUUCUUAAACUGUGGUGCCCAGAACUGGACACAGUAUUCCAGGAGUAGUCUGACUAAGGCAGAAUAGAGUGGUUUAUUUAUUUAAACAUCGCGACAAAAACUCGGAGGAUUUGCAUAACCAGUUAACCAAUCAGCCAGAUCCAAUUAGUCAAGCAGCAACAUUUCCUGCCGAGUAAAGGAGUGUCUCCCUUCCUGUUCCUGGGCAUAACAUCAGGCGCCACCUCUCAUCCUGCAACAAGGCAGGUUUAUGGAAGUGCAGCCAGUUUGCCCACAUUAGCGCCAAGCAGAGGGGGCACCGCAGGUGGCGCUGAAACACUGAUGAACGAGAGAAGGUGAGAGGCGGGGGGUGGCACCAAUUUUUGGUGCCGCACAGGCCCUACUGAAAUUUUAAAGCCCAACGUCCGCCACUCCUUAGAGUUGCCGUAUUUUUCGCUCCAUAAGACGCACCUGACCAUAAGACUUACCUAGUUUUUAGAGGAGGAAAACAAGAAAAAAAUAUUCUGAACGAAACAGUGGAUGUAUGAUUUUUGUGGUUCAUGCUGUGGCCACAGACAUGUGAUUUGACAGUGAAUUUGGGGUGACCCAAUGCAAAAAUCCUGAGCAUCCAUGUGGAUCUGUGCUUUGUAACCACAUUUUUGCGCCAUUGCAGCCCCACGCAACAGUGGGUGCGUGAUUUUUUUUGGUGCAGGCAGUAGCCAUGGACAUGCUAUGUGAUCUGAUGGUUAAUUUGGGGUGACCCAAUGCAAAAAUCCUGAGGAUCCAUGGGCUUUUACCUCCCCCCUCCCGGGCAGCCUCCUUUAUCUCUAGCAUCCCUUAUCUCCCUCCUGAUCGCUUGCCGAUCAGCAGCUUUGUUUCAACACCCACUUCCCUCUUUCAAAAAAAAAUAAAAAGCAUGAUCUGCUUUUCGCCCCUGGGCAGUUCGGCUCCAGGGACCAGGCAUUUACUCCAUAAGAUGCACAGACACUUCCCCUUACUUUUUAGGAGGAAAAAAGUGCGUCUUAUGGAGCAAAAAAUACGGUAGCUUAUUUUUUACAGUCCAACAGCAUAUAAAUGUUGUUAAAGAAAUAAACACCCUGUAAGCAAAGGUAGGACAAAAAGAAUCGCUGUUGUAUAACCUCACUUCAAGGAAAUCAGUGCCAGAUAGAAUCUAACCUCUGCUUUGAGAUUGGUGCGAUCAAAUCAGGAUGAAUGCAAAUCAAAGAUGCUCAGUAAAUAGGUCAUCUGAACAAGCUCUGAAUCUCUCCCGCUCUCUAUUUGAAGCUUCAUCCCAUGUGAAAUCCUGACCCCAAUUUGGCUUGAAAUUCGCUGCCUAUUUGCCUUGAUGCUUUCCUUUGCUCUCCCCCCAGGUCCCUCGCCUUCUUGAGUGUCUUGGCAUUCACCGGGACGGCCUUUGGCGCCUACAACAUGGGCAUGGCUGCCCUGAGCCCCUGCCCGCCCCUAAACCACUCGGAGUGGGGGGACGCACUCAUCGUAAGUAGCUUACACCAAAGGCUCUGGCAUUCUCUGCUUUUGCAAGAGGGAUGUUGCUCAGAGACGUGAUGGGAUAUCCUGCAGCUUUGCAAAUGGGUCCCGGAAACUUCCUAACCCAGAAUGGGUCUUGACAAGGACCCAAAGGCUGCAACGGUUGCUCACUGGCUGCGAGGGCCACAUUCUGCCCCAGGCAGCCUUCCAGGGGUCGCUAGCCGGAGGUGGGUGUGGCCCGAGGUCAACAGGGGUCAGGGCCCUGGGUGCGGAUUUUGCAAUUGUUCAGCAGGCAUAUGAAAAUUCAAUUUUCUCCAGCCUCUGUUCAGGCAAGAGGUAUGCGUUUGGCCGGUUCAAGGACAAAUUCCAGCCAAGCAAAAGUGUGGACACAGGGGGGUACAGGGUGAGGCCAAAGGGGGUGGGGCCUACAGGGAGGGGUGGGGCCUAGGGACAGUCCCAAAGGCCAGGUAGAAAGCCCUACAGCUUCUCCCCUCCUGCCCUAAAAGAAAAUGACGCCAGUUCCUGGAGGAGGAUAGGUCUACUUGGCUACUAGCCAAGAGAAGUGGGACCUGAGAUUGUUGUAAACAAAAAUCUGCCUUUGUUCCCUUAUGGGGUAUCCAAGAGCACAUAUAGAGUCCUUACGUAGGUUCCCUAUUGGUAGGAGAAAAUAACAGAGGCCAACCAGAGAAUAUUGAGAAGCAAAGCAGCUCGUAAGCCUGAUCUUUAUUGAUCUGUUGCAACAGGGUGCUCCCCUCACACGCAGGAAAGGAGAAGGAACCUAGAACAAUGGUGUGCAAAGCCUUAUAAAGACUUUUGAAAUUGCCACCUGUAGAUCAAGACCACCCCCAGAAACAUCAUCCAUACAUCACAGAAGGGGUGUAACCUAAGACCACCCCUCAGAUACAUCACACCUUCAUCACAAAAAAAGGCGGUCUAAAACAGAAAUUUGAAUGUUGUUUUUCUCCUGUCGUUGUUUAUCUCCUGUCUGGCAGGUUACUUGAUUGGAUUGCCUGGGGAGCCUGGCCAGUUUUUUGAAAUGAUAAAUACUUAGUUCCUGAGCCAUGUCACAGGCUCACAUUCUAUUCAAAUACAGACAUACCCUUAAGACAGGAUUUGUGAAGGAAAAGACAAUGGGGAGUCUUUUCCAUUUUCCUUUGACCUUGCAGAGAAAACAUUUGGUCAGUUUGGGAAUCAAAAAUGGUUCCAGGUCUGUCCCCCUGCGCUGAUCUAUGUACGUGCUUGGUUGGUACACUUAUGAACAUUUAACAUAUAACAAAGACCUCAAAUUUCCUAUCACAAGACAAAGGGGAGUGAUGCUCUUCAGGAUUUUACCCACUCCAGUUCAUCCCUCUCGCCAUGUUUCCCAUUCCCAACACCCCUUCUACAGUCCAUCAGUUGCUCAGUAUGUUAUGCAGAAAGCAUGACCAGUCCUUAUUGAGCCUAUGGGGGGUUUUUUUGCCCCAAACAUGUUUUGUACUUCUGCAAACCUUGUGGGUUCCGUGGGGGCUGCGCAUGCCUCCCUCCCACGUGUGGGUGGCAUUGCUUUAGCUACAUAACACUCGCUCACAGACCAUUGGGAAGUGGAGCCUGCAACAAAAUGUUGCAGCGUGGAAUGCUUCUACUCAGCCAGCCAGGCCCCUUUUCGGGGCACCUCAUCCUGUUCCCAUCCCACGCCCGGCCACUCCAUCAUCAGCAUUCUGUGCCUGCUGAUACUGCCCUCUCGAACUGAGAUUGCUGUGAGCAUGUAGGGUGAUGGCAAGAUGGAGCCUCCAGGUUUAAAAGCACUCUACCACCAUUUGCUGAUGGGUGGGGAACAGGAAAGCUAAUGUUUUCAUUAAAGGUGUUGACCUUUAAAGCCCUAAACGGCAUCGGCCCAGUAUACCUGAAGGAGCAUCUCCACCCCCAUCGUUCAGCCUGGACACUGAGGUCCAGCUCCGAGGGCCUUCUGGUGGUUCCCUCACUGCGAGAAGUGAGGUUACAGGGAACCAGGCAGAGGGCCUUCUCGGUGGUGGCGCCCGCCCUGUGGAACGCCCUCCCACCAGAUGUCAAAGAGAUAAACAACUACCUGACAUUUAGAAGACAUCUGAAGGCAGCCCUGUUCAGGGAAGUUUUUAAUGCGUGGCAUUUUAGUGUAUUUUUGGUCUUGGUUGGAAGCCGCCCAGAGUGGCUGGAGGAACCCAGCCAGAUGUUUGGGGUACAAAUAAUAAAUUAUUAUUAUUAUUAUUAUUAUUAUUAUUAUUACCCUUAUCUCAAGUAUCUGGCUAGCCAAGUGGGAAGCAGUUUGUUGACCUAGGUUAAUGUUUAGCUUGUUCCAAUGCAGCUGCUGUGUGCUUAAUGGAAUAAUGAAAGGGGAAGGUGAUAAUUUGUUGGCUUCGGGCCAAGAAAGGAAUUCAAUGGCAGAGGUUCAAACACAGCUGCUUCUGUGCCGACAGGUGAUCUCCUGGGUGCUCUUCAACGGGACCCUCGCGUACGUCAAGGUGAUGCUAGGAGUGAUCCUUCGCGGCCACAGCCAGAGCGCCCUCGUCUGGUAUGGAGCGAUGGAGCAGCUCGGGGGUCUGCUUGGAGCUGUCAUCAUGUUCCCCUUGGUGAAUGUCUACAGCAUCUUCAAAUCGGCCGACUACUGCAGCUUCCGGUGCCCGGCGUGACCUCAAGAGGAGGCAAGGGGUCGUCUCGGAUCAAUGCAGCAAUCAGGACGCUUGACCCGUUUCCAAACUGAAGGAAGGAACCGUGCAAAUAAGUUCCCCUUAAGAUCAAGGCGAAGGAAUGCAAGGAAUCGUCAGGCAACGUCACCCUUGACUUUGUGUAACGGUGACAGGCGAUGAAUUAACUUCAGACAUGGCUCCACGCUCCUCCUCCUGCUGCCAUUUCUUAACCUUGGAUGAACAAGAACCCUGCUGCAGGCCUGUGUUCAGAACCGGGCCAAGGAGCUGUAUAAAGCCUUGUAAAUAAAUCAGUCGAAUUACCAACUCCUGUGUCGAACCCGGAUUCAGCACAGACGUUGCCACCAGUUGCUUAAGGUCCCUUUGGGCAGUCGUAAGCUGCAGCCCACACCAUUGAACUUGCCAUUUAGUUUUUCAAACCUUUUUUGUAAAUUCUGUAUUAGGACCUUUGAGUCCUUAAUCCUUUAUUAGAAGAAGAAGAGUUUGGAUUUGAUAUCCCGCCUUUCACUCCCUUUAAGGAGUCUCAAAGCGGCUAACAUUCUCCUUUCCCUUCCUCCCCCACAACAAACACUCUGUGAGGUGAGUGGGGCUGAGAGACUUCAGAGAAGUGUGACUGGCCCAAGGUCACCCAGCAGCUGCAGGUGGAGGAGCGGAGACGCGAACCCGGUUCCCCAGAUUACGAGUCUACCGCUCUUAACCACUACACUACACUGCACUUUGCUUCACCUAGGUCGAGCUAGGAUUAUAAUACUUCAGAAUUUUGGGGAGUUCUACCCCCCUUUUUGAAUUUUGGUCAUUUAAGGUUUAUGAUUUUUCUAUUUCCUUCUGAGGAAACUGAAUAGUUCAGUGAAACGAGGUUUGUAGCCGGCAUCCCAUUAAGGCUUUGUUCUAUUUUAGGUUUUUUCUAAUUUUUUCCUUCAACUUUUUGAUUCUUAUUAUUUAGUUUAAGAUAAUAUUUCUAAUCGAUUACUUCUCGUUUCAGGGAUUUUCACAGUAUUUCAUUUGUUUUGUGCAAUUUCUCGGUUGUGUGACUGUCUUUUUUCUACUUGCCACACCAGUGUGCUUGGCAAGACUGGGGAGACAGCAGAGGAAUCGUAGCAUGUUCCAGCGUGGAUGGUGCUGCAACCCACAGGGCGAUCCUUAAUCCACAUGGAAGAGGAUUUCUAAGUCACGUGCAAAGGGGAAAAGGAACAGACUCCACACCCAGGAUGGAGCCCAGGGAGGGGUGGGCAAACUGGUCCAUUUCAGUUCUCAUUUUUCCAAACUGAAGUUCAUUUCUGCACAUUUCCACAUCAGUUUGCAAAAACGAAAAUUCACAUAUGAACGUGAGCCUGCUGGAUCAGGCCAGCGACCCAUCUAGUCCAGCAUCCUGUUCUCACAGUGGUCCAUCAGAUACCUGUGAGAAACCCACAAGCAAGAUCUGGUCACAAGAGGACUUUCCCCCCUCCUGUGGUUUCCAGCAGAGCCAUAACAGCUGCACAUUUUUGUUUGCAAUUUUGCUUUAUUUCUGCAAAGCAUUUUCUCCUAAUAUAAUGCGCUUCUAUGUGCCAUUUACCCCAGUAUUUGCAUAUUGGUAAGCGUUAUGUGGCUAGAGGACUGAAUUGCAGUAUUCAGGGAAGCGCAAGUUCCAAAGGAUGCCUCGUGGGAGUUGUACUCCGAAACAUUUAGAGGGCACCAGGUUAGGAAAAGCUGGUCUCUGGGCCAGCGCAAGACCUUUUGGUGCCUGAGGCGAAGGACAGACUGAUGCCUCCUUCCACUCUGUGUACAGGUGCAAACCAGACAAGUGUUUCCCUGCACCUCAAGACAGCAGGCACACAUCGCUCUGCCCUCCAUCCUCCUGCAGCUGUUUCCCACCCAAAUCC
Podarcis lilfordi (Lilford's wall lizard) is the source of this 14269-nucleotide messenger RNA. The record is from the annotation of a GenBank genome assembly. NCBI's taxonomy places the organism in Eukaryota, Metazoa, Chordata, Lepidosauria, Squamata, Lacertidae.